AUGGAUUGGAGCAACGUCACUGCGGAGGAUCUGAUCGAGGCAUUGCGGGAAGUGGACUGGUCAUCGCCGCCCCGGCCUCUCUCUGAAUUCUUUUCCCGGUUCACCGUCCCCCGUACAGUCUCUAAAUGGGACAGUCGCCUCAAAUGCAAUCUCUACUACUAUCGGACCAAUUAUUUCAUAAUGAUUGUGUUUAUUCUUGGGAUGGGAUUUCUCAGGAGGCCACUUGCUAUUGUUGCAGCAUUGAUGACUGCUUUAAGCAUUGCUUGUCUGAAUGAUAGCUUUGCAGGUAUUUUUAGUGAAAAGGUGACAAGAACUGUUAGACAGUUUUCUCCACAUUUAGCUGCCAAAAUGAGACCUCCUCUUAGGCCUGUUAUUCGUGGGCGCCCAUCUGCCAAAAGAGCAAUCUAUAUAUGUGGACAGCCUCGUUGGGUAUUUGUUUUGGUAUUCUCCAUAGUGAGUUUCAUCCUAUGGUUUGUUUCUUGUGCCCUUCUCACUGUCUUGUUGGCAUUUGCUAUUGGCCUUUUAGCCACCAUUGCACACGCAAGCUUCAGGCUUAUGGGAAGUAGCACACAUGGGGCAUUGUUUUGA
This is a messenger RNA of Fraxinus pennsylvanica, 588 nucleotides long. The record is from the annotation of a GenBank genome assembly. Lineage: Eukaryota; Viridiplantae; Streptophyta; Magnoliopsida; Lamiales; Oleaceae.